Molecule: messenger RNA, 291 nt
Organism: Closterium sp. NIES-65
Lineage: Eukaryota; Viridiplantae; Streptophyta; Zygnematophyceae; Desmidiales; Closteriaceae
Source: the annotation of a GenBank genome assembly
AUGGUUAAACGGAAGGGGGGUGGAGACCGGUUUGGCCUGCGACAUUUCGAACUGCUGGAGGAUGGAGUGGAUGUAGAACGAUUGAGAGGGAGAGAGAGAGAGAGAGAGAGAGAGAGAGAGAGAGAGAGAGAGAGAGAGAGAGAGAGAGAGAGAGAGAGAGAGAGAGAGAGAUGGUGCGGGCAGCACGAUCGCGACGAAUCUCCAUGCCAAGAUAGUGACGAAGCUCGCCGAGAUCCUUGCAUAGAAGACGCGCCUACAGGGCCUUUUUUACAACAAGAGGAAGCUCCCUAG